Messenger RNA from Striga asiatica, 780 nucleotides. NCBI's taxonomy places the organism in Eukaryota, Viridiplantae, Streptophyta, Magnoliopsida, Lamiales, Orobanchaceae. The record is from the annotation of a GenBank genome assembly.
AUGGCCGGGCUCGUUCCCGUGCCGGGCCUGCUGGGGCCAUGGCACGACGCUGGGCACGAGUUGGCGCCGCCUGAAUUUCUGUCGCCAUUUUUGUCCGGCGAGCCCACCUUCGAGCAGCAGAGGCCAUUCCCUUUUUCCUCCCUGAGCAAGCGGUCGGUUUCCUUUUCAGUGAACAACCCAGAUUGUGAAGUUUCAGCCGGCGACUUCAGCGAGGUCGGCCGUCGCCAUCAACGGGAAGCACUCCGCCAUCGCUGGAGGUGCGGCCUCAGUCCGAUAGCCACAUCAAAUCCCGACCGAUCAGCCCUUAUUCGCCGAGAAACCCAGCGGAGAUGUGUCUGUUCACGUCGAGAAUUUACCCAUCCAGUGUCGGCAGUUCCCCCACGCGACGGUUCCUUCACCGCCGGUCUUCGUCCGCAACAGUCGUCCCUUCACGUCAGCAGCGCCGUCGUCAUUUCAAGCUGGCGACCAUCCUUUUUCCUUCCAACGAGCAGUAGCGGCCCUCUUAUUCAGUACCGGUGGGAGAUUUCGAGCAGCGGGUCUCGUCUUUCUUCACCAUUGCCGACCCAGGCCGAGGAGCAACAAGUUCCGACGAUUUUUCCUCAGCCGUGCGAACACAGCAGUUUCCGUUCCCUUCGCGUCCUGUCGGAGAGGGGAAUUCGCCGGUCAUCAUCGAGCAGCCUCCAUCGCCACCGGAGAAGCAUCUCUAUUCGAUUUUAUUUUUACAGAAGCCGCGCGUGGCUAGCUAUAAGCCGCUCUCAGCCCGGCGACCUUGGAGCAUAG